This is a messenger RNA of Neopelma chrysocephalum (saffron-crested tyrant-manakin), 5791 nucleotides long. RefSeq names its product protein tyrosine phosphatase, non-receptor type 9 (gene PTPN9). Gene Ontology annotation, biological process: protein dephosphorylation. The record is from RefSeq and is a predicted model, not a curated record. Gene Ontology annotation, molecular function: protein tyrosine phosphatase activity. The coding region runs from base 2393 to 4495 and encodes 700 amino acids. The transcript has 12 exons. NCBI's taxonomy places the organism in Eukaryota, Metazoa, Chordata, Aves, Passeriformes, Pipridae.
UCCUUUAAAAAUCCUUCAUUUCUACAGGGAGGUUUAAGAGAGUUGGGACGGAGAUCCCAAGUUCCAAAAACCCCCAUGGAGGAGGCCCUCCUGCAGCCUGCGCUGGUGCUCAGGAAAUGCAGGCUUUUUCCUCCUGGGAGCAGUACUGCUAUCUCCAGGGUGAUAAAAUCCCAAGGAAUGGAGGGUGUUCUUGCCCUCUGUCCCUGCAGGUGCCUGAGAUUUGCUUUUCUUCUGUGUUGUGAAGGUGGCAAAGCUUCCAGCAAUAGGGCUUUAGCAGAGCCUGCGGGGGCAGGGAGGGUUGGUUUGCAGCAGGAACUGUAGCUGGGCCUGUGUCCCAGCAGGGGGAUCUGAGAUGUUUGGUUCAUGCAGGAAUAUUGGAUGGAGAAGGUGAAGGUACGUUUGCAGUAGUGGCUCCAGGUUUGGAUCAUCAUCCUGGGGUGGGGAAGGCUGCCUUUAGUGAUGCCCUCAGUGGCUUGGAAGCCAAAAUAGUGGAAGCUUCCCUCUUUUCGUGGGUGGUUUGGGCUGGGACAUCCCCUUCCUGCCAUCCCUCAUCCUUUUCAUGACCAUCAGGAUUUCCUCUGCUCUCCCCUGUUACUGACAGCAAGGCAGGAGAAAUUCACCCCACUCCUCUCUCUGCAAGUCUUGGGACAUCUGUGCCCGCUCUCUGCAGUUCCCUCCCGAGCUUAUCCCAGAGGAGCCAAACCAUUUUUCCUUGAGGUUUUCAGCCCAGCUGCAGUUUUCACGGAUUUAUCCCCCCAUUCCCCGGGAUGAAGAAGAAGAAGGGUAGGUUUGCUGCCUGGGGGAGGAGGGCUGGAAGAGCCCCCAUGUCCCAGCAGCGGUGGCUUUGUCACCACCCAGCCGCGGCACAGCGGAGCGGGGACACGGAUGACGGCAGCGCUCCAAAGACCAGCAUUGUUCCAAACGCCCCACCACAGACAAUUUCACUCACAGUGCUGCCAGAACAGGGCUUCUUGCUGCGGGUCUGGGUUAUGGGCUUUGUUUUGGCUCCACUAGGAUUGAUACCUGCAUAAAUCCAUGUGGGAUAGGGGCUGGGAAUAGAUAAUGAGACCCAGUGGAGUGCACGAAGGGGGCAGAGCUAUGGUUGGUAGCGCCUGGCUCCCUGCUGUUGAAUGCCAGCACUGGUAAGUUCGGGAUUUGGUUUUGUUCCCAGGGAAAGCUGAAAUUCAUGGCUGAGCUGCCCUGCAAAGCCAGCGCUUGUUCUUGUGCAUCUUCCCCCUUGCAAAAAGCCCGGCACCCUUCGUGAUGGAUGCUGGAAACGGGACUGUGUGAAGUGUGACGGGUUAGAUGUGGAGGAAGGAGACCUGAACCACAUGUUGCAUCCUCUCCUCACUGCCACUGUGCCCCUUGGCCCCUCUUCCCAUCAUCUGAGGCCUCGCUUUCCAUCAUCCUGGGGUAUCAUUACCAUCCCAGGCUGCAGUGUUGGCUCUGAUCUCCAUCCAAGGGCAGUGGGAGUGUAACUGGUGCUCACCUCCAUCCCUGGACCAUCCUGCACAUGCUGGGGAAGGAGCAUCUCCACUGUUAUUUUGCAUUUGCAUCCCCAGCCCUAGGUUCUGGGGAUGCCUUGGAGGAGCGGAGGUACAGCCAGGAUAUAUUGGAUAGGAUGUAUUUGUGGGUAGGAUAUAUUCCUAUAUACACACAUGUGGAUGUGUGCUGUGUUAAGGCUGAAGAUGGUUCCUGUAUUGCCCCAUUUAUUUUCCCUGUGCUCUCAUGGGAGUUAGGGUGCUCCUGGCUGUGAAGUGUUGGGGGAGAAACCCCUUGGAUGACCUGGGCUCCUUCAGCUCAUCCCACGAGAAGGGCUCACUGCCCCUGCUGAGCCUCCUGCCGCCGAUAAACCCCAGCCCUUUGCUUCCUCCUGUCGGAAGUCAUUAACACCAACAACCUUUUCUGGCUCAAUAGCUCCCAGUAGCUCUGAAUAGCUCCCAGUAACUUCGUGCCGCCGCCUGUCAUCCAACACCACCGUCUGCCUGUGCUCCCUGCUCCUGGAGCCAGCCUUCAGCACUCCCUGUCCCUCCUCCUCCUCCUCGGAUGACAUUGCCAUCCUCCACUCUAGAGAGGAUGGAAGCUCCUCCAUUUUGGGGUGUGCCCCCGAUGAGAAUGAGGCAUUUUGGGAACUCCCUCCAUCCUGCCUGUAUCCUUUGAGCAGGAUGUGGUGGAAGGCUGGGCUGUGCUGCCCCAUCUCCCCUGGGACUCCUGUGUGGGACAAGGGAUAAAUAUGCAGCAGAAAGCAAAGCUGCAUCCUGGGACCCUCCUGGUCUUCCAUGGCCAUGUGAAACUGGUGUUAUUGGGCAAGCUGGUCCAUGUCCUGUAACAGGUCGAAGUGUCAGCCCUCCAUGCUCUUUACCUGUGCUCCCACAGCCAGGUUCACUGAUCCAUGGAGGAGCUGCAGCCCCAAGAGCUGCCAGCUGCUGCCAGCGGAUGGGUACCUGCUGUGCUGGUUUUGCUCUGUCUGGACAGGAGUUUGAUGCCUGUAAAAUGCUCCUCUUUCUCCCCCUUUCCCUUCCAUGAGUGUCCUCCAGCCCCAAGGCCAUUUUUCCUAUCACUGUCUCCCUUUCCCACACUGGUUUUUCCCCCAUCUCCAUCCCCACUGCCCUUACCCCUUUUGUUGUGGAGCUCUCCUCUUCACCCCGAGGAGCUGCUGGGUUUGCUGAGCACUGUAGCUCCCACCAUGAGCAGGGACGCUCCUCGGGCUCUCCUCUUCCUCCCGCCCUGUCUCACUGCAUGCCCCUGGUCUCUUCCACAGGCAACCAAGCAGUUCCUGGAGGAGAUCAACAAGUGGACAGGCCAGUAUAAUGUGUCCCCGCUCUCCUGGAAUGUGGCUGUCAAGUUCCUCAUGGCCCGCAAGUUCGACGUCCUGCGGGCCAUCGAGCUCUUCCACUCCUACCGGGAGACACGGCUGAAGGAGGGAAUUGUGAAGCUGAAGCCACACGAGGAGCCGCUACGCUCAGAGCUGCUCAGCGGGAAGUUCACCAUUCUGAGCGUGCGGGACCCCUCAGGAGCCUCUAUCGCCCUGUUCACAGCCAAGCUGCACCACCCCAGCAAGAGUGUGCAGCACGUGGUGCUCCAGGCGCUCUUCUACCUGCUAGACCAAGCCGUGGAGAGCUUUGAGACGCAAAGGAAUGGGCUGGUGUUCAUCUACGACAUGGCAGGGUCACAGUACACCAACUUUGAGCUGGACCUCAGCAAGAAGAUCCUCAACCUGCUUAAGGGUGCCUUCCCAGCUCGGCUCAAGAAAGUUUUCAUCGUGGGAGCGCCCAUGUGGUUCCGCGUGCCCUACUCCAUCAUCAGCCUGCUGCUGAAGGAGAAGCUGCGGGAGCGGGUGCAGAUGGUGAAGAUGUCGGAGCUGAAGGAACACCUGCCACGGGAAUGCCUCCCCGAGUACCUCGGGGGGUCCCUCAAACUGGACCCUCUGAGCUGGAACUGCCGGUUCCUGCCCCAGCAGAAUGGGCACCCCGACCCCCUGGACGAGCUCAUCCUGGUGCCGCUGGCGGCCCCCAAAGAUAACGGCUCCGUCCACGUCCCUGGGCCCAAGUCCAUGACCCUCCAGGAGCUACUGGAUCAUGUCAGUCACAAGCAGAAACAGGGCAUCUACGAAGAGUAUGAAGAUAUUCGGCGCAGGAGCCCAGCCGGCACCUUUGUCUGCUCUUUGGCACCCUACAACCAGGAGAAGAACCGGUAUGGGGAUGUGCCCUGCCUGGACCAAACCCGUGUCAAGCUGGCGAAGCCAUACAGUCGCCCGGAGCUGACUGACUACAUCAAUGCAAGCUUCAUGGAUGGCUACAAGCAGAGGAACGCUUACAUUGGCACUCAGGGGCCUCUGGAAAACACCUACGGUGACUUCUGGCGCAUGGUGUGGGAGCAGAACGUCCUGGUGAUAGUGAUGACAACCCGGCUAGAGGAGGGAGGCAGGAGGAAGUGUGGCCAGUACUGGCCCCUGGAGAAGGAUUUCCAGGUGUGCUUCGGGGCCCUGACCAUCACCAACCUGGGCGUGGAGAACCUCAGCCAUUACAAGAAAACCAUUCUGGAGAUCCACAGCUCGGAGACCAGGGAGCGGCGGCUGGUGUCCCACUUCCAGUACCUGAGCUGGCCAGAUUAUGGCGUUCCUUCCUCUGCUGCCACGCUCAUUGACUUUUUGGGGGCUGUGAAGCAGCAGCAGAGGGUGGCUGUCAGCACCCUGGGACCUCGCUUCAAGGGUCACCCUAGGGGACCACCAGUCGUGGUCCACUGCAGCGCCGGCAUCGGCAGGACAGGUACCUUUUGUGCACUGGACAUCUGCCUGUCGCAGCUGCAGGACGUGGGUACUCUGAACAUCUACCAGACGGUGCUACGCAUGCGGACCCAGCGCGCCUUCAGCAUCCAGACCCCCGAGCAGUAUUACUUCUGCUACACUGCCAUCCUCGAGCACGCCCAGCGUGAGGGCCUGCUGCUCGCCAACCACAACCGGGCUGCCCAGGAGAAGAGUUCGCCAGGGCACUGAGAUCCCCCACCUCCCUGCAGACACCCCCUUCCCAUCCUCCGGGGGCUGCCUGAGCUGCCUCGGUGCCUGCCAGGACUCAGCUGAGCUGUUGGGGCGGCGGUGCCAGAGCACCUCAGCUGUUAGCACUGCUAUGGAACUGUGCCUUAUUCAACCCAAACAGUAGCUGCCACUCGCCGGCACGGGAAGGGGCUCUUGCUCCUCCCCGUUGUGUUUUGGUUGGGUUUGGUUGCGUGUGGAGGUGGUUUGUCUUCUCUUCAAAUUGGUUUGUUUUUUUUUAUUUUAUUAUUUUGUUGUUGUUGGGACCACCUAAGCUGUACCUAGAGAGGGGCUUUGCAAAGUCCUAGAAAAUGUAUUCCCACUCCUGGGGCUGGGGGAGAGGUGUGUGCUUUGGUCUCACCUGCCACUCCCUCUGUGUGUCUGUAUGUAUGUGUGUAUAUAAUAUACCCCUGCUCUGCUCCCCCGGCUAUUAUAUAGAUACAUAUAUACAAGCUCCCCUUUAGCAGCUCCCGAGAAUUCUCGCUGUCCUGCCACCUCACUGCUGUGAUCCCUGGAGCGGUGAGUUUGGUCCUGGCUCUGUGUUAUCUUCCCCCUUGCCCUUUUUUCCCCUCAUGGGCAGCACUGGGACAUGGUACCCGCUCUCAUGCCUGUCCCACUGGAGGCACAAGGAUGCUUGGUGGUGUCCCCCCCAUUUCCUUGUCUCAUAUUCCCCGUGGAGACAGCAGUGCUCUGCUCCCAGGAGGAUCUGGAGGAUUUGGGUUGUUGGAGGGGUGUGAAGCUCACAGGCAUUCCCUGCCCCUUGGGGCACCGCCACAGGAGUCACUCGGUACGAGGUGAUGGGGACACAGGGACCAACUGGCUCACCAGGUUGCCUGGCUUUCCCAGGCCGCCACUGGGAACCUGCAGGCCCAGCCCUGCAUUGAGUCACAGGCCGGGAAAGUGCUGAGCAAGAAUAAACCCCAAACCCUGGAGAGGCAAUGAGCCUUAGCCCCGGCCCCCACCACCACCUGGGCCUCCCCAACUUUAUACUGUAAUAAGAUCUUUGAAUGUGUAUAUUCUUAUUUUUUUAUAAUCUUGGGGGGGGGUGGUAAUUUUUGUUUUGUAGUUCUUUUGGGGGGUUUUUUGGUUGUUUUUGUUUUUGUUUUUUUUAUUUAACAUUAACUUGAUCCAAGCCAGAACCAGAAGUAUUUGUAAAUGUUCCUAUUUUGCUCUUGUUCAGAGAAACCUUUUUGUUGUUGUUCCUUUUUUGGGGGUUGUUUUGUUUUUAUUUGUAUUGAUAUAUAAAUAUACUACCAGUGA